Molecule: messenger RNA, 1415 nt
Organism: Spinacia oleracea (spinach)
Lineage: Eukaryota; Viridiplantae; Streptophyta; Magnoliopsida; Caryophyllales; Amaranthaceae
Product: cysteine-rich repeat secretory protein 4-like
Exons: 1
Coding region: 112-933 (273 amino acids)
Source: RefSeq, a predicted model, not a curated record
CGAUUAGCUAAACAAAUGAUAACAUGUCGAUCAUGAUCUAACUAAUAUAAUUCAUCCUCUAAUUAUAAGUCAAUAAUAUCAAAUCUAAUUCCAUUAACAAAAUUAUCAAAAAUGAAGAGGCAAAAUGUUAUGAUUCUUGUUUUCCAAAUCCUCCUCCUUACACUCACCCAAAUCGCGUCGGCCGAAACCAUAGAACCUCAACUUGAUCUAACAGGAGGACAAUGCAGAGAAAGUGAAAUCAUAAACACCACCAGCACAUACUACACCAACAUCCUCACCGUUUUAUCGAACCUCCGAUCAUCCUCCUCCGCCGAACACUUCCUCAACACCUCGGUCGGUCUCGGCUCUAACCGAGUCAACGGCUACUACGUAUGCCGACCCGACGUCUCUCUCGACACCUGCGAGGCCUGUGUCAACGCCACCAUCACCACCAUAGACGAAUUCUGCUUCGACAGGAAGGAGGCCACCAUAUGGUACGACGAAUGUAUGAUUCGAUACACCAACAACUCCGUCUCCGCCACCGAGGGAAACGGAACUGACCCCUGGCAUUUCAACUACAGCACUUUUAAUGUCUCCGCCACCGAUGGUUUCCCCGCCCUGGUGAACACCACCAUGCGGGGGUUGAUUUCCGAGGCGGUUUCGCCGGAUAACGUACAUAAGUUUUUCGCUCAUGGGAAGGAGAACUUCACUUCGUUCGAAGGGUUUUUCGGGAUGGUGUUGUGUAGGCCUGAUAUGACGGUCGAGGCUUGUGAAAGUUGCUUGUUGACAGCGUUGGGUAGGAUACCUAGUUGUUGUGUCGAUAGUUUGUCGACAUGGACUACGAUUAUGUUGCCUAAUUGUCAGUUGAGGUAUGAUACUGCGCAGUUUAUUUUUGAUGAUUUGCCGCUGUUGUCGCCGUCGUCAACACUGCCUACUCCGGCCCCUUCUCCUUAAUUAGCGUCCUUUGGCUACUCUAGCUACUUGUUUUGUUGUACGUUACAUCCAGUUUGUCGAUUUGUUUUUCGCCUCUUAGAACGAAAGAGACAAAAAAAAAUUGUUUAUUUAGUGUGAUGAAUUUGAAAUCUGAGUUAUAUUAUGAUGAUGAUUGAUAUGAUGGAGCUUCACACUAAAACCAAUUGGCAAUAGUAAGAGUAGUCCCACAAGCUAAAAAAUGUGAUAUUUACUCUCCUCUUUCUCCAAUGUGGGACAAUUCAUAUGUUGACAAUAGAAGUUUCAACAACUCGGUUAUUCUUGAUGUAGUUUUAGAGAGAGAUACAAAUUUAUGUCUCACAUAAUAGAUCUUAAACUUAGAGUUUAAGUGAGAGAUCGAGAGUGCAAGUUAGGUGAAGCUUAAUUACAUAGUAGAUUAAAAUCUUGUAAUCUCUUUGUAAUUCACAAUCAUCAUAUUACUUCUAGUGGAUUGGUCGGUUUUUCUA